This is a messenger RNA of Bubalus bubalis (water buffalo), 558 nucleotides long. It is a transcript of the gene C17H22orf15, whose product is annotated as chromosome 17 C22orf15 homolog. NCBI's taxonomy places the organism in Eukaryota, Metazoa, Chordata, Mammalia, Artiodactyla, Bovidae. The transcript is spliced from 7 exons. The record is from RefSeq and is a predicted model, not a curated record. Bases 1 to 558 code for a protein of 185 amino acids.
AUGUUUAUCACGGUGAUGUUUGGAGCUGCUGUGCCGCUGCUGGGGGAGCGUGUGUUCCAACUGCCCCAUCUCUUCGCUGCCAGCUGCUGGGAGCUGGUGAACACCUGGUGUGGCCUCGGGACCCUCACUGCCCACCUGAGGCAGAGGGGCCAGGUGCCCCCUGACGCGAGCGUCGCCCUGCUGGCUGAGGAUGGGCACCUGGUGAGCCUCGCCGAGGGGCUGGAGGAGGGGCCUUCCACGGCGCCCUCCGUGGCCAGCCCCCCGCUGCAGGAACGGGGGACCUAUGUCCUGAUGCAGAUCAUCAAGGGGGAGGGAGGGGACCCCACCCGCUAUGAGUGCCUCCUGGAGAACCCUGAUGGGUGGCAUCCAGAGCUGGCCGGCAGGGUUUCCUGGGCCUCACAGAGGAGCCACGCUGGUGGUCGGGCCUGCUCCCUCAGGGCGACGGCCGGAGGCAGCGCCUGGGCACUCGGCGUGGCCACCAGGAGCAAGGCCCUCCUCCACGGCCCCAAAGGGCCCUGUGACCUGGCACGUCACGGCCAAGUGGCCGAGCUGGACUGA